Molecule: messenger RNA, 10743 nt
Organism: Xyrichtys novacula (pearly razorfish)
Lineage: Eukaryota; Metazoa; Chordata; Actinopteri; Labriformes; Labridae
Source: the annotation of a GenBank genome assembly
GGCUGGUUCGCUCUCCUUGUCCGCGGUCGUGUCCCUGUGUUUCAUGAUAACACUCUCGGUCAGUUGGAGGGGUAACCUAUCUUCGGAGGUCGUGUUCACUGACAGUGAACCUCAGCAGCAAUAAUAAUGAAGUUCGUUCGGUUUAUCAUGAAAAACGCCGCCUUGGCCAGUGUGCCCAAACAUAUCGAACAUUUCUCCAAAUUUUCUCCUUCGCCGCUCUCCAUGAAGCAGUUUCUGGAUUUCGGUGAGUAUUCCUGCUGCUCCAUUUCAGACAUGUCAUUUCAGAGGGAGAUUACUCAAGUUUUCUACAUCUUCACAGACAUAUAGCGUGUUUAUUUGAUUGCAUAUCCCUAAAAUGACCAUGUAAUCCCGUUUAUCUGCAGUGUGGAGGUUUAGCUGCUGUAGCAUGGUGGUGCUCAUAGUGCAGAGGAUUGCAUCAGAUCUGUUAUAGCAGGACAGGGCUGUACUGUAGGGGCCCUGUGGAGACACUUACAGCUAAUAUUUCUGGAUAUUUCAUCUUACAGGCCUGCUGACGGAUUUAUUAUCAUGUUUUGUGCAGUUACUGGAGAGCAAGUCAACAUUUUAUCUGUAAAUGUUUGCUAAAAACAACAAAAAUGAGAUUUCUAGGAGGUUAAAAUGUAGAUGGCACUCAUUUCUUAGUGUUAAAAUGCUUUAUUAUGAUGGUCUAUAAUGGAAUUUUCACUCUGUUUGAUUAUUUAGUCCUAUUGUUUGACUCAUGUUUUCAAAAAUUAAAGAUAAGUUUAUAUUUUCAACCAGUCAGUAAAAAAAAAAGAGCCCAUAGAGUUGUAAAAGUAGAGUAAAGUAAGUAAGAUUCACAUAAUCAAUCAGAAGUAUCAGCAGUUAUUAGAUGAUCAAUAACAGGCUUUUAAAGGUUAGUAUAAUAACAAGUAAACACGUGAGAGAAGGACAAAAUCUAAUCCUGGUGUCUUGUUAUUGUUAUUUUUGCUCAGGUUCAAAAGAUAAAAUAAGAACUUGAAUUGAUAUUUUAUUAAUUUUGGCUUCUCUAGUGUUAAAUCAGCGUCUAGAUUUCUGUCCAGACAUCUUUAAUUAUGACAAUAAAUGAAAAUACAGGGUUAAUAUUGAGGUGUUUUACAAAGCAAUCCAUUAAACAUGAACAUUAUCAUUAUUUUAGACCCAUUUAAAUGUAAGAAACAUGCUCUUUCUCAGUUUUGGAUGGAUUUUUAAGCAAUAUAUAAAAAAUAAAUGCAUUAGAUUUCUCAAUAUGGCAUAACAUGACUCUAUUAUUGUAUUCAUCAUAAUAUAAUUUAUAUAUAUUAUAUAUAUAUUACCAGAGACUGUUUUAGUUGGAUAAAUUGUCAUGCAGGGUGGCUUGUCAUAUUUCUAUGCACACUUUGAAACAGAAAAACUGAGAUUUUUUUUGUUUUACUGCUUGAAAUGUGUUUCGGUAAAGUAGAUCAAACAUUUUCAGGUCUAAUUUCAACUCUUGUUCCUGAUCCAGGUUCCAUAAAUGCCUGUGAGAAGACCUCCUUUGUGUUUUUGCGGCAGGAGCUGCCUGUCCGACUGUCAAACAUCAUGAAGGAAAUUAACUUGUUGCCUAACAAACUCCUCACAACCUCGUCUGUGCAAAUGGUGCAGAGCUGGUAAGUCAGACCAGGAUUUGAUCCAAGUUAUGUAAUUCCUCAGAUAUGACCUGCACUUCUGAUUCAAGAAAACAAAGAGAGAGAAACUUUCCCUCUCUCUGUUAGCCUCUGUGCUAGCUCAUAAAAGCCAAAUUUGAUGGCAGACGUCCUCCCAUGAGCUCAUAGAAGUUGACCGUCACAGCUGUCGGCUUGUUUACUUCCAAUUUGUAGUACAGUUUGAGUUUCUCUGUGAUAGCGUCAGCCUCUAACUGCAUAAGCACCCUUUGACCAAGUUGUUCUCCUUCCAGCUGGCUCAGAGCGGGCUGAGGCUCUCAGCGCUGAACUUUACCCUAGUUUCUCCACUCGAGUCACAUGACCCUGUUUACUGGAGGGGCUGCACGUCUUCCCUUUUGUUGAGGAACGGCCUAAAUUACUCGUACGAGGAUUAAGAUGAAGCUUUUUUUAGACACAAACUCUCACCUGAAUGCCAGCUGAAUUCCUUCUCCUGCGUCACACAACAUUGUGUUCUGUUUAAACACGUCUGAUUGUUUGUUUUUAUUGCAGGUACAUUCAGAGUUUAAUGGAGAUCCUGGAAUUCCUGGACAAGAAUCCAGAUGAUCACAGAGUGCUGGGAGAGUGAGUUCCCGUUUUUCCUCGAUAGCAUCCUUCACAAGAUCCUUUUAACACACAGUUUUUCAUUUAAGACGCUCUUUUUUAAGGGAGUUUUUAAUGUCAGUGAAAAAGACUGAUAUUCAUAUUGAUGCCAUUUUGUGAAAAGGCAAACAAGACCAUCAGGGGAGCUUUAAAAGACAACUGUCAUCUGUUUAAAAGUCCUGAUUAUUCAAAAGUAGAUACCAACUCAAUCUCACACCCGAUAUUCCCAUUGAAGCUGUUUUCGCCCAAUUAAAGACUUGAAGAACUAGGGAUGGGAAUCGAGAACAGAGAACACUUUAUCUUAACGAUUCCUUUCUUCCUUGAAAAACAGUCUUGUAAGAGCCAGUCUGAGGGAAAGAAAACAGAGACUCUGGGGGGAAAAAACAUGCCGAAUGGUACGAAAAUUAGGCAGAAACAAAAAGUAUGGCUUCACUUUACCAAGGAAGACGACAACGGGUUUUGUGUGGAAGUUUUAAGUUUGUGCACCGUGGUCUAACUGAGUUAAAAGCGCAUAAAAAACACUCAACCCCACCCAAAACUCCGCCUCACGUAGUAGUGUUCUCUUUUUGGGGAUCCAGAAUAUAGUCCCACUAAUUUAACUUCAUACCGACCCAAGUAAUUGCUGUACAAAUAAUUUGUCAUUUGAUUAUUUUUAAGAAUAAGAAUUAAUAAAAUCUUACCAAUUCCUAUCCCUAUAAAGAACAUAAGUUUAGUUUGACAACGCUGAUGUCUCGUAAUUUUUGUUGACCGCGCUUUAUGUUCUUUUUUUUUGCAAUGAUACAAGUCGCAAAGAGUAUGUGUAAAUCGUUGGUGACUGUACGAGCGUUUCCAAGCUCCAAAAACCUCCAUGAACUGUGGGUGCUUCUUUGAAACAGCAGCGGCGUAUCACACAAAUAUACAGGAUCUAUUCUAUGCCUCAAGCAACUUUUUUAAAGGUUCUAGGAAAGCUGCAAUACUGACAUUUCCUGUUGUUUUAUUAACAGCCUGGUUUUCUGUGUUUCCAUCCUCUGCAGGUUUGUUGACGCCUUGGUCACCAUCAGAAACAGGCACAACGACGUCGUCCCGACCAUGGCCCAGGGAAUCAUCGAGUACAAAGAGGCUUUCCCCCAGGAUCCAGUCACGAACCAGAACAUCCAGUACUUUCUGGACCGCUUCUACAUGAGCCGGAUCUCCAUCCGAAUGCUCAUCAACCAGCACAGUGAGUCCCCCUCAGAGUCAGACUGAAGUUUGUCUACGCUCUCUCUCUCUCUCUCUCUCUCUCUCUCUCUCUCUCUCUCUCUCUCUCGCUGUGUGUCGUCUGCGGCGGUGUUUCUGUUUUACUGAUCUCGCCUCGCUCUCUGCGUCACCCGCUCGACACCCAGAGGGAACAAUAAGUCAAAACAUGUCGCCUCACGAACUUUAUUGUCACAUCAGUGACAAAUGAUUUCAUGUGGGAUGUUUUGUUCGCCUGGGGAGCAGCAGGAGUCAUGACAGGCUCCACAUCAUAAAACUCCUGUAUCAUUAUGCAGCAGUUGUUACCGAGUCAUCGAGACAUAAAAUCGGAUGCAGACUGAAGCUAAUGGGAUGUAAAAUAAGGAGUCUGUUUGUUGCUCCACCCUCCUUUUGUUGAAGAUGUAACAAAUUAAAUUAAACUCCUGAAUUUCAAUAUCCGUUUCUCUUGUCGUAUUGUGAUCGUCAGACGUACAAAGACAGUAGAUAUGAAAAAACUGAGAGAUGUAUUUCAGAUCAAAAACUUCUGGGUCUUAAUUUGAGACUCUUUUAAUCCUUUAAACUGGACUCUAUCUGUUUUCUGCAGCUCUUAUUUUUGAUGGAACCACAAACCCGGUUCACCCAAACACCAUCGGGAGCAUCGACCCGCACUGUCAAGUCGCAGAUGUAGUCCAAGGUACAAACUUCUACAUCUAAUUUGGAUUAAAUCAACAUAAAACUGUGUAUCAUUGUCAAUUAAUAAGUGUUUUUAAGUUGGAUUUGUCCUACAAUCAUGUCAUAACCAUGUAUUAUGAUCACCUUCAUAUAGAUGCCUACCACAGUGCCAAGAUGGUGUGUGACCAGUACUACCUCCGCUCCCCCGACCUCCUCCUCCAGGAGAUGAGCAGUAAGCCGACUUUGAUUUCAUCUUCCAGAGACAUUUUACUGGAAACUCCUGAAGUUCAACUGAAGUUUAAACAAGAGAAUUAAAUAAUGAUGAGAAACCAAACAGAGUCAGGGAGCACAGAGUGUGUACAUACAGUCCAGUGUUCAGCCAGGUGGACCUGAGAGCUCUCUAAUUAUAGCUCUGAAGCAGAAGAAGAAGUGCCUCAAUGAGCUCGGCUGGUUGCGUCAGACAAUAUUGACACACUGACUUUUUUUUUUUUCUACUCCGAACUGUCAGACAAUAAACCAGAAGAGAGGAGGCUGUUAGAUAACGAUGGAAAACAUCGACUUUAUGAGCAGGAAGGAGAUUAGAGACACACUUCCUCGAUUCCUCGUCCAUGACAGAGUUAAAGGGAUGUUCCGCUAAAACUAAUUCAGGGUCAAACACAGUGUAACACUGAGUUAGACACCUCCUUGAAAGAUGAAUGUCGCCGACCGCUUGCUUCUCUAGUUAUACCGACUUUAGUAACGACCGCAGGAUAGCAAUACACAGCGGUCUGAGGAGCCAUAAACAAACCUCAACCAAAACGCCACUCUAUAGCCACAAAUAAUGCUCAGAACAGCACCUAACUUCAUCAACAGGACAUAUAGGGUCCCAGCUACAGUCCUCAGGCCAGUCCAUUACGGACUGCUGCGGGGUUUCUCAGCUCAAGGAAGAACAUUUAGGAUCAGUGGUAGUUCUUCUGCCUUAGUGUCUCGGUCUGGUUGCAUUUCCAUUAAGAAAUGAUCAUAAAUGUUCCUCCUUAAGCUGCGAAACCCCGCUCACCUACGAGAGAGUAGGUGAGUUGUGUUUAGUGUUUAAUUUUACGCUGGAAUAUCCCUUGAACAAAGUGAAAGGACAGGAGGUAAACAGGAGCAGAGUUGUGUUGUUUGUGUGUCAAUAUUGGCGGAUAAUUAUCACUGCCGACAGGUAUGAACAUUUCUGCUGAGUAUGAUCCACCUGCAGGAAAAAAAGGAUCUCAGAGUGUUUAAAGCCUGUUUCUAAAAACUGUCUCAAUAAGAGUGAGAUUGAAAAUAUCAGAUAAUAUCCAAUCUAGUGCGUUUCUUAUUCCUGACCUGGUCUGAUCCAUGAGUGUUGAAGAAAAUCUGUCUGAAAUGAAGCGGCUGACACUAUUUUGACACUAUUUUUACUUCUGUCUUUGCAGGUAAUAAGAAGAACCUCCCAGUCAGCAUCGUGUAUGUGCCCUCUCACCUUUACCACAUGCUGUUCGAGCUCUUUAAGGUACGAAACUUCCUGUUUUUUUCAAUCCUAUUCUAAUUAAAGUGAUCAAUAAGUUUUUUUAACUGCUCGAUGCUUUCCUUCUGUCAGAACGCGAUGAGAGCAACGAUAGAAACCCACGACGACAGCAACAACCUUCCUCCAGUUCAGGUCCUGGUGUCUCUGGGAGGCGAGGACUUGUCAAUCAGGGUGAGCGGAAACAUCUUUUACUCUUCCUCGUAGGUUUUUUUUUGUUCCCUCAGGCCUUUGUUUGGUUUGUGAGUUUGUGUUUGUGAAGGUAACACAAACCCUCCCACUAUGAGGAGGACAAUAGAGCUGAACAGCCUGUAGGAGUGAGUGGAAGUGGGGUUGUGUUCUUACGUCUGUUAGCUCUCUGCGGACCAGUUCGACAAGUUUAAUGGAGCCUGUGAUGAUGAAGUUAUCGCGCUGGAUUAAACCUCCUCACUGCAGAUUCAGAUUAGCUUAAUGUUACAUAAGGUAAUGAUACGGCCUCACCCAGACGGCGGUUAGUCGUGGCUUUUAAAGCUAAUAGUUACACAGUCUUUUAUUGUUGUUUCCGCUCAGAUCGGCUCAACUCUUUAAGAAACACCUUCCCCCUUCAUUAACUGGAGAGCUUAUUAGCAGGCGGAGCGACUUGACUCUGAUAAGAUUAAAAACAAAGACUUUGUUCCCUCAUAAACCUGGUCCCAGAGCUCAUGUUUUACAACCACACUCUACUGAUAAACUUUUGUUGAACGUAAACUUCCACUGAUCAGCGUUUAUAUCCAGAAAGGAUUAGAUUUAUGUGUGUAGUCUGAAACUAAAAUGAGGAUUUAAAAAACCCAGAAAGUCCAUCAUGUCUGAGUUCAUCAGUUCUGCUCUGUUCCCUCAGGUUUUAUCAUAAGUCAUGAAUAUUCACAGGUUAUCUCGUUAAGUUCUGGAGUAAAACUGAACUGUGUUCUCUGAUGACCUUUUUUCUACGAUGGCAGCGUCUAUUUUUAAAACAAAACCAACACAGUUCAGCAUCUUCAGCGCCAUAUGGACAUGUCAUCUCCGAGGCGUCUGAUGCUGAGUUUGAAGUCUAUCAGCUGUAGCCGCCAUGUUGUAAAAGGUCUCACUCUUCCUCUACCUGACCGGAGGCAAAGAGGAGGUGAUGAGUCUAGUCAGCUGUCCUCUCUAACGCUGCAAAACUUUAAUAUCUUCAAAACAAAAAUUCACCUCCUGAAUGAACUUUUCAGUCUGAAACGAUUUGUUGAACACGUCUGUUUUUGCGCUGAUCGUGAACUUUUUUGAAUGAGUGUGUAUGUGGUUCUCUGCGCUUUUGCAGUCAGCCCCAAGUGGACACUUUUGGAACUGCAGUUUUUGGAAUUUGCUUAUUGGUUUAAUUCAAAACUGGAGGGUUAUUUUUGCAAAGAAAUCUGAAGUUUUACUUCAUUUCACCAAAGCGAAAAAUGAAAAGGAUGUAAAAUACAGUUUGAAACCUCCACAUUCAAGAACAACCGCAUUGUGCAUCAAAUUAAACCCUCUUUUAGCUGUCUUCAAAUGUCUGCAGUCCUCCUCCUCCAGUCGAAGCAGCUGGGGUCACACCCAAACUAUGCAACAAGUCCCAUCAGAGUUACAUAACUUAAAAGUAUUACAGUGUUGAAAUCAGAAGGAUUAUAGCGAGUUAGGCAAUGAAAUGAAGUGACACUACAGUACGUUUCCUCUAAAUGCAGGAUCAUCAUAUAACGAGUGAAAAAGGUGGACUAAAAAAAUGUUAUCUGGCAGUCGUCAGGCCCAGUGCUUCCCCUUUACAAUGCAUGAUGGGAUAGCUGUUGUAACUUCUUCUAGCAGAAACUGUAGCUGUUGUAGCUCCUGUUUGGUCUGUCUACUCAUAGUUUAGCUGUUUGUUUCAGAAAAACUCAGAAAGAAGGUAUUUCAGCAAAAAGAAUCAAUAUGAUGAAAAGUUAGCAGAGUUAGUUGAGAUAAAACAAAGUGACUAUUGGAUUCAGAUUCAUGAAACGGACACAAACAGGUCUUUAAAUGAGGAUUAAUGUCUGUUGAGGUCGGCUGGAGGUGUAAUUAAGCUGCGUUUGUGCAAAGAUGUUAAGUUUAAAGACUAAAACUCAUGACUCACUCCAAAGUAACAAGACCUCUGGAGCUAAAGAGACCACUUUAAGGGAUGUAAUUAAAGAAUAACAUGAUGGAAUAAGUACAGAGAGGAUGCUGAGGAGGAAAUCCAGGCUGUGAUUUAGAGGAUAAUCCAGGUUAUCGACCUUUUUAUUGCAGCCCAGAAUCAGCUUCUUCUUUUUCUGCUCUUGUCAAGUUUCAGUUUUUACAUGAGCAGGUUUAUCAUCACGAUAAGUCCAGUAAACACGGGGCCCCUCAGCUGCUUUUUUCCAGUCAAGGCCGGGUGUGGAUGACAGGCGGGCCCUCGUCCGCUCAGCACAUUUCAAGGACCUCUCAUGACUCUCUUUCUGUUUCUGCUGUCGUCUGCAGGUGAGCGACAAAGGAGGCGGUGUCCCCUUUCGGAGGAUCGAGAACCUUUUCAGCUACAUGUACUCCACCGCUCCGGCUCCUCAGAUCGGAGAGCACUCACGGCCUCCGCUGGUAUGUACAGGGACUGUUUUCGAGGUGCCAAGAUGUAAAUGAUUAUCCUGAUUUCACUCCUACUCAGCAGCUGCAGAGGCGCAUGUCAUUUGGUUUGUACAGACGCUACACUGCUCAUUUUGAUGCUUUCUGUUUCUCUAUAUGAAGAUUGAGGUUAAUAUUUCCUCAAAUGUAAUGAGCAAAACACCAAAUAGAAGAAAUGCAACAUGACAAAAGCCUCAUUUGUUCCGAGGAUGAGCUCUGUUUGAGUACAAAGCCUUUUAAACCCUCGAUCCUCUGCGUGUCUCUGCAGGCUGGCUUCGGCUACGGGCUGCCCAUCUCCCGACUCUACGCCAAGUACUUCCAGGGGGACCUGCAGCUCUACUCCAUGGAAGGCCACGGCACAGACGCCGUCAUCUAUUUGAAGGUGAGUCAGACGGAGUGAUCAGAGUCAAAUGCAACGAGAGCUAACACUCGAUUUUACCUGGAAGGGCUGAGGUUUUAAACACAAAUUUAGGUGUGAGGAUUUUCAUGAUUGCUUCUUGUCCUUAAAGGCGCUGUCCACAGACUCCAUCGAGAGGCUGCCAGUGUACAACAAAACCGCUCUGAAGAACUACAAAGUGAGCCAGGAGGCCGACGACUGGUGCAUACCCAGCAAAGAGCCUCUGGAUCUGAGCAACUACAAGGUGGCCAAGUGAGAGUCAAACAGGCCGACGACGUACGUUCAGUGACGCCUUUGGAUUAUGUGACUCCAGCUGAGGCAAGUGUGAGCUACAGACAGUUUUCUCCUGAGAAGAUCACCUCCAGACAAAAAAAAAAAAGACACCCUGUCCUUGACAUUUCAGUCUGGAUUUAGCGGUAGCAUGUUAUUUUCAUCCCUCGUCGUACUUUUGGGUUCAUCAUAAGAAAAUAGGAAGCAGCUACUAACAGAGAAUACUUGUUAAAACACCCGGGGGGACAUCUCAGAAGUUGCAGCAGCAGCGGGGAGUUUGUGUGCGAGGACAUGCAGACUGAAGAUGUGUGCAAGUAGAGAGAGGAGACAUCGAGCAUGAUUUGUGAUGUGGUUAAAAAAAAAGAGGGAGUAUGAGCGGACAGAUGCAAAGCAAAGGUGUUCAGACCAAAAGAGAGGCUGGAUGUUUGUGUGAUGCACAAACUCAGAUUUGCAAAAGUAUUUAUUAGCAGGAACUAAAAGUGCAUCACAAAUAGUCUGCCCAAACCUCAUUAAAAAAAGGAGCGUUUAAAAGUUUUUUCUUGUCUUGUUGAGGACAAACCCGACAAAGAUCUAAUUGUUAGUUUUGUUCUAGUCUGCAUCCUGAUGGUGUGAUUUCGGCGUCCUUUUCCGCAACUAAAUCUCAAUAAAAUCUGAUUUAUUUUGAGUUCAAACAACUGCAGUGAAUGAAAAUGCUGUUUAGACGGCACAGAGCAGCUCCCGUUCAUCAGAGCGUGACGGACAGGCGCCCUGCGGUUGAAACAGGACGCUGAUACUUGAUGUCCUGAUAUGGAGCUGUGCAGACUCUGUCCAAGUUCAAGAGGUCACCACAUCUGCAGCCGUCAGCCUCAAAAAGCUGCAAGUGACGGCUAAAUUAAUCUGGAGACACUUACAGGAGGUGUGUGCGCACUUUUAAUGAAUCCUUUGGUCUGGAAAAACACAUUUCACUCAGAUUAACAUAAGGAGAAAUUAUGUUUUUCUUUUGGUCUAAGCACAAAAAAGAGGUGUUAAAAUGUUCAAAUUAUAGGAAAGAUCCAAAGAACGGGUGUUUGAGGAGUGCCAUAUGGAGGUUUUCAGUGUAACAGGAGGGAGCCUGUUAUUAAAAGAGGACCAGAUUUUAUUAUCUGUAGGAAAUGUCACCCAAGCCUUACAGUAGCAACUUCACCCAAAGGCUCAUUUCAUAAAAAAUACUUGAACUACUAAAUCAAUCCUCGUGUUGCACCUUGUGAAAACUGAAGUACUGUAAAACUGAGAGGUGUGUAGAUUGGAACAAAUGUGUGGCUGAGUGUUUUUGUGCUUUCUGCAUGGAUAUGUGUCGGCAAUUUUUGAUGUUUCAGCCUUUAAAAAAAUGUAAUCCCAGUGUUGGCAGCGACUGAUAAGAUACAGUGUUAUCUUAGCAUCAGAUUCCUGGACCAGGCUGAAUGUAUUCUGCUCUUUUCUUUGCAUUAAUUUGCAUUAAAUACAAAGACGAAGAGUGUUGCAUUAUAGAAAGAACAAUGUAUAGGACCCGAGUUCUCUCUGAUGUACCAACAGAGCAUUUUCUACGCUUGUGCCGAGGUUUAACGCUUUUAGCUGAGUUCGGUGGAAGCCAGUGUUAUUAAACCCCAGAGGGCAGUGCAUGUCAUGUUUCAGUUCUCUAACGGUCUGUGAUCCAGUGAGGCGAAGGCCAGUCUCAGCUUUUUUAUUGUUAUUACACUGUGCCAUAGGAGGAGGAAAAAGCCCCGGGUCCAUGUGUGUUCAACACAAUUUUCUUUUGUAUUAAAUUUAUCUUCAUCAUACAGAGUGUGAGAGCUUAUUUUUAUAGCUUUAUAGUGACUGAAAUGAUUGUACAUACUGUAAAUACAAUAAAGACAAAAUAAAAGGAACAAAUUCAGUACAAA